AUGGUAAACCAAACAUCUGUGACAGAAUUCAUCCUUCUAGGGUUUUCUGAUAUUCGAGAGCUCCAGAUCUUACAUUUUGUGUUGUUUCUCUCUCUUUAUUUAGCAGCCUUAAUGGGGAACUUCCUCAUCAUCGUAACCAUAACCCGAAUCCAACAUCUUCAUACUCCCAUGUAUUUUUUCCUGGCUUUCCUAUCCUCCAUUGAUGCCUGCUACAUUUCUACCACUGUGCCCAAAUCCAUGGUCAAUUCCUUGAUUAAUGUCAAUGUGAUUUCAUUCUCUGGCUGUGUCACCCAGGUUUUCCUGGUUGUCACAUUUGCAGGGGCUGAGCUGUCCUUUCUCACUGUUAUGGCUUAUGACCGUUAUGUAGCAAUCUGCCACCCGCUACAAUACAUGCUGAUUAUGAACUGGAAUGCCUGUCUUCAAAUGGCAGCUGCUUCGUUGCUCAGCAGUGUCCUCAAUGGUGUGAUCCACACUGUAAACACAUUUAGGCUACAUUUCUGCCAGUCUAAUGUGAUUGAACAAUAUUUCUGUGAUAUCCCUCAGUUAUAUAGGAUAUCUUGUACAAACACGGAAGCCAGUGAGCGCUUCACGCUUGCCAGUGUCUUUUGUGUGGGGUUGUUCUGCUUUUCGCUUGUCUUGGUGUCCUACAGUUAUAUCUUCUCUGCAGUGUUCAAGAUUCAGUCAGCACAGGGAAGGUAUAAAGCCUUUUCCACCUGUAUCCCACAUUUGACCAUAUUUUCUUUGUUUGUUUCUACUGUUAUGCUAUCCUACAUGAGACCAAAGGCUUUGUCCUCUCCAUCUCUGGAUUUGUUGGCUGCUGUUUUGUAUGCCAUUUUGCCACCUCUGAUGAAUCCCAUAAUUUAUAGCCUGAGAAACAAAGAGAUCCAAGGUGCUUUGCGGAAAAUGUCUCAGAAAAAAUAG
Molecule: messenger RNA, 921 nt
Organism: Podarcis muralis (Common wall lizard)
Lineage: Eukaryota; Metazoa; Chordata; Lepidosauria; Squamata; Lacertidae
Source: RefSeq, a predicted model, not a curated record